Messenger RNA from Grammomys surdaster, 4365 nucleotides. RefSeq names its product CTD small phosphatase like (gene Ctdspl). The coding region runs from base 1 to 864 and encodes 287 amino acids. Lineage: Eukaryota; Metazoa; Chordata; Mammalia; Rodentia; Muridae. The record is from RefSeq and is a predicted model, not a curated record. Gene Ontology annotation, molecular function: RNA polymerase II CTD heptapeptide repeat phosphatase activity. The transcript is spliced from 8 exons.
AUGCGGAUGAGCAGAACCAACGGUGGGGGUCGAGGUGCUGGGGCAGAGGCCAUGAUCGACGAAAGGCAGGCUACAGCUAGGUCUUGUCGUACCGUGUGCUUCCCAUGCCGACCUUCCCAGCGCAACAUCAGCCUAAAGAAGCAGAGGGGCCGAAGCAUCCUUAGUUCUUUCUUCUGCUGCUUCCGAGACUACAAUGUGGAAGCCCCUCCACCCAGCAGCCCCAGCGUGCUUCCGCCACUGGUGGAGGAGAACGGUGGGCUUCAGAAGGGUGACCAGAGGCAGGUCAUUCCCGUACCAAGUCCACCAGCUAAAUACCUCCUUCCAGAGGUGACGGUGCUCGACUAUGGAAAGAAAUGUGUGGUCAUUGACCUAGACGAAACCCUGGUGCACAGUUCGUUUAAGCCCAUUAGUAAUGCUGACUUCAUUGUCCCGGUUGAAAUCGACGGAACCAUACACCAGGUGUAUGUACUGAAGCGACCGCAUGUGGACGAGUUCCUCCAGAGGAUGGGGCAGCUCUUUGAAUGUGUGCUCUUCACUGCCAGCUUGGCCAAGUAUGCAGACCCUGUAGCUGACCUCCUGGACCGAUGGGGUGUGUUCCGGGCCCGACUCUUCAGAGAAUCCUGUGUUUUCCAUCGUGGGAACUAUGUGAAGGACCUGAGUCGCCUGGGACGGGAGCUGAGCAAAGUAAUCAUCGUGGACAAUUCUCCUGCCUCCUACAUCUUCCAUCCUGAGAAUGCAGUGCCUGUGCAGUCCUGGUUUGACGACAUGACAGACACGGAGCUGUUGGACCUCAUCCCGUUCUUCGAGGGCCUGAGCAGGGAAGACGAUGUCUACAGUAUGCUGCACAGACUCUGUAGCAGGUAGCCCCGGCCCAUCUAUACCUGCGCCCUCUGGAACCCCUGGCUCAGGGCCUGGCCUCGGCUCCCGAGUGUUGCUUGGGAAGACCCCACGCUCUGGGCCACAGGGUGAAUGUCACCAUGCCUACCUGUUUUUGUUUUGUUUUUUAAAGAACAGAAACAACUAUUUUAAAGGAAAAAAAAAACUCUUUUAAUAGAUUUCGUAAACGGACAUGCAUUUUACCAGAUUCGAUUUUCUUAAAACAUACCAAAAAGGAAAAACAAAAAAAAAAAAAGAAAAGAAAAGAAAAAACACAAAAACUUUGAUAUCUCCUGACUUCCUUUCAACUGACCUCCCCUUCUGAGCAGACAAACCUGUCCUCUUGGUCCCCAGUUUGGAGCAGCUGACCCAACUCAGAAUCUCUUUCCUACAGGAUGAAGUGCCUUUUUGAAUGUUAUUUUAAGCUGAAAGUUAAUUUUUUUGUAUACAGCCUAUUUCCAAACACCUUUUAGUCUUUUACCGUCUUAGAUACUGACUCUGAGGAGACAAACAGGACAAUUUUGUAGAACCUGGUAGACUGUGUGUGUUGGGGUGAGGAUGUGGUCAGGGAAACAGUGGGUCACAAGAGCCUGCCUCCCAACAUGUGUGACUGUCAAUCAUGGCGUGUAUGGGGUCUGGCUCCCCCAGACAGGAGUUUUCUCCUGACUGUCCUUGUGUCAUUUCUGACCAGUCUGGAAUGUACCUUCCCCACGGCCCGACGCUUUAUGAAACAGCCGGUUGCUUUUAUGAUGGUUUCGGAGGUUGUUAAAAAUGUAUCUUGAGGUUGCAUUUUUGCCCUUGGGAAGUGAUCGACAUCAUGUCAUCACGUGUGCUUUCCCACGACUCCACAUGUCUGUCCCUUGUUGUUCUGUUGUCGUUGGUUUGAAGAGAACAGUUACAGAAAAUCCUGAAGCCCUUGGGGUUUUUAAGUCCUUCCUUUCAGAAGCUGGGUACACGUGGCGCUAGCUGUUCGGACUUUGCUGCUACUGCGCUCCUGCCACCAAACGGAACUGACCGGCGGCUGUUACACUGUUGUUCCUUAACCACUGUGCCUAUGCUUAGAAGACGCUCACCGCUCAGCUUGCAGACUCGGACAGGGUCACAAACAGGUGUCCCACCCCAUCAAGCACGGUGCCCUUCUUUGGUCCCAGACACGGCCAAGAAUGCCGAAGGGCACAAAGGUUUAAAAACAAACAAACAAACAAAACCCUAAAGGGCCAAAGCACCCUCAGGUGCAGCAUUCACUUUACACUGCAGUGAACAUCAGAGCCUAAGAUGGAACUCGCCCUCCUGUCUCCCAUGAGAACCUGUGGCCUCAGCCAGCCACCACACUGAUGUGGUGGCUCAAGUCCACCUCUCAGCCUCUUUGGAAGCACAGCCUCUUCGAGCCAAGGGUUGGAGAAGCCUGCCUAGAUGAGAUGGGAAACUCCAUGCUCCAAACCAGGGAGAAGGGCUUCUCCCUGGAGCCUGGGGGCCUCUUCCCACCUGUUCCCAGUUUGCUGUUUAAUAGUGCCAUGUUCUGUCACUCUUCUGAAGAAUGAAAAGAGCCCUUUGUGGGGGCACCGAUGCCUUAGUCCUCCGUGGGUCGGGCCUCAGCCAGAAUUCUGCUGGGAGUCGCUGGCAUUGACAAGAUUUAAAGUCAGGGGUCAAACUUUUAAUAAAAAAAAAAAAUGUUUUUUUUUCUUUCAUUCACAAAAUAAUGAAGCCAGCUAUUAGGCCUGUCUUCCCACAGUGCUUGGUCUGGGGAACCACUGUGCAAUCAGAACAGAAAUAUGUCAGGGUCAUUCAGAUCACCUGACUGAGUGUUCCAAACCCAGCAAGCCCCGUGCCAAUUAAAAGAGAAACUGCCCCUUUGCUAAGCAUUUCCACAGGAAAUGACAGUUACCUAGCAGAUCCACACACGCCGUAAACCCUCAUGGAAAACCAGUCAUUAACUGAUCCCGCUGCCUUAAGUGUCUUGGGUGUUUCAGAAUCUGCCGUGUGUUGACUUCCACACAAAACGAGGCCCAGAUAGAACCUCAGAUCUUCGCCUGUGCCUCUUUGUGUCGGUGUCAUGGGGCCUUAUUUGAAAAGGUGGCAGAAUGGACUGAACUUCCAGAAUAUUUCAGGGGAAGUGAGCCUAGAAAUAGUGCUCUACUUCAGACAGGUUCGAGGCCAACCCUUGGCCUUACCGUCCCGGGGCUGCGUGUACCCAUGCACCCUGGGUAGAGCUUCCAGGUAGGGAGCCCCGUUCUUGCCUCCACAAACGUGGAAUGUCUUGGGUGGGUGGCAGAGCUUCCGAGGGUUCUGAAAUCUGCACCUUAUCUGACCAAGCUCCAAAAAAAAUGGCAAUUUUUCUUUCCUUUUUUUUUUUUUAAAAAAAAAACUGCUUUAUGUACAUAAUUGAUAAAAUAGCUAUAUUUUUAAUCGGUUACGUGUAAAUGAAGCAAUAGAAAAGUCUAACAAGGCCAAGAAAGGAGACGAAUGUUUGAGGUUUAUUUUCUUAAGGUAAAUACGGGUAUUGCUUUUAAUUGUAAGUUUAUUAAAAUGUGGGCUUGUAAAACGUAUCAGCCACUUCUCUGUGCCAUAUCCUUCCCACAUUACCAAAAUACUCCAUCUCCUUAGCCAAAAGAAACACCUGACCUCCCAAGUCCCGUGGUCUUCUCAGCUCCAGGUUAGGACUCCUCUCUUAGACAAGUGUUUUCAAUGCAAAGGUCUGGGACAGAGUGGCUUGGGUUGGUGGACUCCAGCCUAUACCUUUUGCUUGACCUCAAGUGGGGGGGCUUCCUGGGCACCCCUGACCCCUGAUGAUGUUAAUGUUCUUGUCUUCCAUUUUUUCUGGAAUCCUCCAUGUCAGUCUCCUGUACUAGCUGUUUGUAAACAAUACAUUUCUAUCUUAAUCACACCACCUGUCACUGAUGGCAGUGGGUGGCGAUUCCUCUGACACGGUGCAAUGUUGUGAGGUGGCUUUGGGGGAAGGAGGACAUCCACAUGACACUAACUCGUCACGGUCACAGCAUUUGAAGUUAGGGGUACGAACAUGAAACCUGGAAGUGUGUAGAGCCUGGCAGCAUUUUAUAAUAACCCUGUCUUUCAAAGAUGGCUUUCUAAUAAAAUCCAGAAACACACAGCCCUAUUGGUCAAACACUCGUGACGUUUGUGCCUCUGCUUCUAAUGGUGCUGUGCUGGACAGCUGGCGUGCCAGGGUUUGAGAAGAGCAGAUGGCCUACCGUGCUCUCGGUUCCCUUCGCAAACUUGCUGGCUGCCUCUGUUCCUAUUUUACUGUAAAUCUGACCAUGUGUAUCCCUGGAGUUGCCCUGAGGAUAGGUACCCCCCCCCAAGCAGUGGUGAUGUUGGUGCCUGGGGAGUUACAGUUUUCUGCUGGAUGUUUGAAUGUGCCGUUCCAGUGCCACUUGGGAAAUACUCCAUGUUGGGAUGUGUACAAUGCUUGGGGCAAGUAUUGUCAAUCAGUGAUUUCCCUCCUGCCAAAAAUAAACUCGUCAAACUGCA